CUUUGUCAGAACAAGUCACACUGGUCUGGUUUGUGUUUCUGGGAAACAGUCAGCUUGAGCUUUGUGAAGAGGUGAAUCACAAGAAAAAAAAAAUCCAAAAUGAGUCUCUUUGAGGAUCAAGUGAAAGGGAACGAUGAAAGUUUGAUGGAAGGUGAGAGAUCAGACCCACCUGAACCCAGCCAAGUGUCUAUGAAGACUGACAGGUCAAUGGAUCAACCAUGGAAUUUGAGAGACAGAAACAGUUCUACUGACCUGAGUUUGAUGGAAGGUGAGAGAUCAGACCCACCUGAACCCAGCCAAGUGUCUAUGAAGACUGACAGGUCAAUGGAUCAACCAUGGAAUUUGAGAGACAGAAACAGUUCUACUGACCUGAGACUCCAGAAAGAGAAAUCAAAAGUAACCAGCAGAAAUCAAAUGGAAUCCAUAUUUAAGGAGUUGGAGCCUGAAGCCAUCACACUGCUGAAGAGUGAAAUGAAUAAUUUAAUGAAUCUGCUGAGUCCAGAUCACACAUCAUGCUCUGAGAGGGAAGUAGAUGAUGAAGAUGAUCAAAGUCCUGCCAGAAAGGGUGUACGGAUAAUGUUAAUGGGCCUCUUAGAGAAGAACCACCCAGAUCUUGCCAACACACUGCAGAACAGGCUGGACUAUGUGAUUCAUAAAAAAAAUAAAUACCAAAUGAUCAAGAAAUGUAAAAGAAUUAAUGAAGGAAUCUCACAGAAUGGAAGCUCGGCUUUUCUGAAUGAGAUCUACACUGAGCUCUACAUCACAGAGGGUUGGAGUGGAGACAUCAAUAAUGAACAUGAGGUGAGACAGAUUGAGGCAGCGUCCAGGACACCAUCAACACAGGAGAAACCCAUCAAAUGUAAUGAUCUCUUUAAAGACAAGUCCAUCAGAACUGUGCUGACUAAAGGAAUAGCAGGCAUUGGAAAAACUGUCUCUGUGCAGAAGUUCAUCCUGGACUGGGCUGAAGAAAAAGCAAAUCAGGACGUCACCUUCAUGUUUCCACUUCCCUUUAGAGAGCUGAAUCUGAUGAAGGACAGAAAGUUCAGUCUCAUGAAACUUCUUCAUCACUUUUUCACAGAAAUACCAAAAGUAGAAUCAAUAGACAGUGAUUCCUACAAAAUCUUGUUGAUCUUUGAUGGUCUGGAUGAGUGUCGACUUCCUCUAAAUUUCCAGAAGAAUGAGAUAUUGUGUGAUGUGACAGAGUCGGCCUCAGUGGAUGUGCUGCUGACGAACCUCAUCAAGGGGAAUCUGCUUCCCUCUGCUCUCCUCUGGAUAACCACAAGACCAGGAGCAGCCAAUCAGAUCCCUCCUGAGUGUGUAGACCAGGUAACAGAGGUACGAGGCUUCAGUGAUCCUCAGAAAGACGAGUACUUCAGGAAGAGGAUCAAUGAUCAGAGCCUGGCUGAUAACAUCAUCACUCACCUGAAGUCUUCAAGAAGCCUCUACAUCAUGUGCCACAUCCCAGUCUUCUGCUGGAUCUCAGCCACUGUUCUAGAGAGAAUGUUGGGUGAAGCAGAGGGUGGAGAGAUCCCCAAGACUCUGACUCAAAUGUUCACACACUUCCUGAUCUUUCAGAUCAAACACAAGGACCAAAAGUACCAUCAUAAAUGUGACCCUGAUCCUCAGCAGACCAGAGAGACUAUAUUGGCACUGGGAAAACUGGCUUUCCACCAGCUGGAGAAAGGAAACCUGAUCUUCUAUGAGGAAGACCUGAGAGAGUGUGGCAUUGAUGUCAGAGAAGUGUCAGUGUACUCAGGAGUGUGUACCCAGAUCUUCAGAGAGGAGUUUGGGCUUCACCUGGGGAAGGUGUUCAGCUUCGUACAUCUGAGUGUUCAGGAGUUUCUGGCUGCUUUAUAUGCAUUUUUCACCUUCAUAUUAAAUAACAAAAUUGUUAUAGGGGAGGAAAUCACUAGGAUUAUUUAUAUCUUUAAAAACCCAAGCAUUUCUGACCUACUGAAGAGUGCAGUGGACAAGGCCUUAAAGAGUAAGAAUGGACACCUGGACCUGUUCCUCCGCUUCCUUCUGGGUCUCUCACUGGAGACCAAUCAGACUCUCUUACAAGGCUUAAUGCCACAGACAGGAAGUAGCUCUAAUAACAACGAUGAAAUAGUCAACUAUGUCAGGAGGAAGAUCGGAGAGAAUCCAUCUCCAGAGAAAUUCAUUAAUCUGUUCCACUGCCUGAAUGAAAUGAACGGCAAUACAUUAGUAAAUGAAAUUCAAACUUACCUGAAGAGGUCCAGUAAAAGUGCUUUCAGUAGAACCAGACUGUCUUCUGCUCAGUGGUCAGCUCUGGUGUUUGUAUUACUGAGCUCACAAGAGGAAAUGGAUGAGUUUGACUUGACAAAAUAUCGUUCAUCAGAAGAGUGUCUUCUGAGGUUGCUGCCAGUGGUUGAAAACUCAGCCAAAGCUGUGUUGAGUAUGUGUAAUCUGACAGAAGAAAGCUGUAGAGCUCUGUCCUCAGUUCUCAGCUCAAAGUACAACAGCCUGAGAGAACUGAACCUGAGUUCGAAUAACCUGCAGGAUUCAGGAGUGAAGCUGCUCUCUGAUGGACUGAAGAAUCCACACUGUAAACUGGAGAUACUCUGGCUGUGUAACUGCAAUCUCACAGAGGAAAGCUGUGCAGUGUUGUCCUCAGUUCUUAGUUCUAACUCUUCCUGUUUGAAAGAACUAAACUUAAGUGGCAAUAAACUGUAUGAUUCCGGAGUGAAGAAGCUCUCUGAGGGACUGAAGGAUCCACACUGUAAACUGGAGAUACUCUGGCUGCGUGCAUGUGAACUUCAAGAGGAAAGCUGUGCAGAACUUUCCACAGUUCUCAGUUUGAACUCCUCCAGUCUGAGAGAACUAUAUCUGAGGAGCAAUAUCCUGAAAGAUUCAGGAGUGAAGCUGCUCUCUGUCGGGUUGCAGAAUCCACACUGUAAGCUGGAGAAACUGGGGUUGGUAGGGUGCAGUAUCACAAAUGAAGGCAUUGUAGCUCUAGUUUCAGCACUGAGGUCAAACACCUCAACACAGCUGAAAGACCUGGAUGUGUAUGGAAAUAAACCUGGAAACUCUGGAGUGAACCAGCUGAAAGAUCUACUGCAGGACAGAAACUCAAAACUGGAGACUUUAGACAUCCAGACAUUUAAAUCGUGAUGUGGAAUGAACAUCAUGCACAUGAUUAAGUCUUACAGUGCAACGACAAAACAUUGUGAACUAUUCUGGCUUCAAACCACCAAAUUCCACAGAGACUGCUCUUUUGGAUGUCACUGAGAUUUUACAUGCUGCUAGUCCAGACAAACUGUCAUCAGUCCUCAUCAUCCUCGACCUUUCAGCAGACCCUCAUGAUUCUUGAAAUCCGUGGCACAGCAUGGCAAUGGAUUGCUUCUUACCAAGAUGCCGGUUAUAUCGAUCAAGAUGUGGAGGACACUCAACUCCUUCCCUCCCUCAGACACAUCUUUCUGUCCAGAUCUAAGUAUGUCUGGCAGACAUCUCAGACUGAGUGGGGACAGCAGCAACUAGAAAAUAGAUAGACCCCCAAAACAAAACCAUGUGCCAAGGGAAAACCCCCAACAUAACGGUUGCAGUAGAAGCUGGUAGGUCCGGAACUGAUCAAAGAUCGGAGAAGAGUCAUCCAGGGCUGAGCAAAUGUCGGCGUAUUUGCGACGAGCGCGUUGCUGUAGUCAGUUAAGCGAAGAGCUUUUUUAAA
This is a messenger RNA of Tachysurus fulvidraco (yellow catfish), 3685 nucleotides long. RefSeq names its product NACHT, LRR and PYD domains-containing protein 3-like. The record is from RefSeq and is a predicted model, not a curated record. Gene Ontology annotation, molecular function: protein binding. NCBI's taxonomy places the organism in Eukaryota, Metazoa, Chordata, Actinopteri, Siluriformes, Bagridae. The transcript has 12 exons. The coding region runs from base 100 to 3132 and encodes 1010 amino acids.